AUGGUGAAUGCCAGAAGCAUACAGACACAGACCAUCGUCGUCGCUGAUGGAUCGCAGGUAGCCGAGGCCGAACUCGUAUUCUACGUUUUCGACGGAAACCUCGACCAGCGUGUGGGGAAGUGUAAGCGUUUCCCGGAUCCAGUGUCGCUCAUAUCCAAAUUACCUGAAGUGCCUGGAGCCUUGCAUGAGGAUAAAUUGGCCCCUCACGUCAUUAUGAAGGGGCAUCAUGAACUCAUGAAGAGGAUUGCAGAUGUAGGAACUGGACAAAAUAAUGGAGGCGCUGCUCAGUCGCAGAGGUAUGACUACGACUGGAACUUCUAA
Molecule: messenger RNA, 321 nt
Organism: Cylicostephanus goldi
Lineage: Eukaryota; Metazoa; Nematoda; Chromadorea; Rhabditida; Strongylidae
Source: the annotation of a GenBank genome assembly